CAUUCUUUUCUGUGCAUCAGUGCAGCAAACAACCCCACCCUAGGCUUUAGGCAUUCAUAUAUGAUACACGAUAUAGCUGCAUGCAGUAGAUAGUUGACGCGGCCUGUCGCACCUGGAACAUUUGCAUGCGGAGCCGAAGUCCCUAAAGUCAGCGCACCGCCAAACCCGAAUACACAUGCAGACUGGACUCAUCGCUGAACCUCUUCCAUGCGGAGAAGGUAGCAGCGCGGCACGCGUGUGGGCCAUCGAUGCUCUCGCGGAGCACAUCACAGCGCGCGCCUGCCCCAACGUCGCGUAUUGCCUUCGCCUGCUGGACCGCCGGUGCGCGACGCUGCUGCGUCGGUAUGACGUCCUUCACCUGUCGCGCCCCGUCCCGCCCUCCAUCUUCAAGGCGCACUGGGCCCGGCCCGGCGCCAUGUCGCACCUGACGUUCUCGCAGCGUCGCGAGUUUGCGACCCUGGUCGCGGGGUCGGGCGUUCUGGAGAACGUCAAGCUCGCUGCCAUGUUGGCAGGCUGCGUGCUGGGAUGCGAGCCGGUCGCGGCCGCAGCGGCCGGCGGGCAUCUGGAUGUCAUCCAGUAUCUCACGGGCCCCGAGUGUGGGUGCCCGCUGCUGCCCAGCUCGUUCGGCAAUGACGUUGUGGCCGAUCCCGCAAGAGCGCCGCUGGCGGCGGCCGCCGCCGCCGGCGAUCACCGCACCUGCGAGUGGCUCAUCCUCAACGGUGCCGCCAGCCUCGACGGCGCGCCGCCGCCUGGUUUGCCACUACUACUUGGCGACGCCGCCGCCUACGGCGGGUACGGCACAGCCGGCGGAAGCAGCAGCAGCGCCGGCAGCGGCGGUCCCGGCGCCGGCGGCGGCGGUCCCGGCGCCGUCGAGGCGGCAGCUCCGCUGGCGGCACCUGCAUCGGUGACGGCGGCGGCGGGAGCGGCGGCGGAAGGCCUGCCGCCGCCGCCGCUGCUCAACACGAUUCUGUUGGGCGCGGCGGAGGCGGCGGCGCGGGCUGGACAUGUGGGUCGGGACAACAGCUGUGCCUCCGGCGUCGACCUGACCACGUGGCUGAUGUCGCUCCGCCACGGCCCACCGCUGCCGCCGCCGCCGCCGCCGCCGCCGCGGCCGUGGCCCACUCCCACUCCCGCACCUCCGCCUCAGCCCACUUCAGCAUCCGACGCGCCUGCGAGGCCAGCGACCACAACCGCAACCGCAACACCGGCAGCAGCACAGCAGACGCAGGGCCGGCCGCCGCCGCUGGCCAUUGCUCAGCCGCCCGACGCCGCCACCGCUGCCGCCGGCUGCACAAACCCAACCGCCACAAACCAGCGCCUGGCUUUUGAACGGCUGGGCCUGCAACAGCUCCUGCUGCUGCCGCGGUCGCUUGUCGCCCUUGCAGCGUGGAGGAGCCCGCCCGAGGUUGACGCAGCGCCCGACGUCGGGGCCGACGGCGCCCGGCUGCUGACGUGGACGGCCGCCGCGCCCUCCGUCAGCCUGGCGGCGCUGCAGCGGCUGCAUGAGGAGCGCAUGGCGGCGUGGCGGCAGGCGGCGGCGGCGAGGCAGCGCGCCGCCGCCGCCGCCGCCGCUGCCACCGUCUCCGCCGCCGCCGCCGCCACCGCGGUCACGUCGGUGGCGGCGGCGGAUGCGGAUGCAGUGGAUGCGGAAGCAGUGGGUGCGGAUGCGGCGGCGGAUGCGCAGGCGGAGGCGGUUGCGAAGGCAGUGGAUGCGGAUGAGGCGGCAGUGGUGGCACGGGCGUUGUGGCCGCGGGCCUUGGGGGUGGCGGUCGCAGACAGGCAGGGACGCGGCGCGGUGCCGGACGCGGCGGCGGCGCUGGAGGCGGCGGUGUGUGGUGCGCCGAGUCCGCACUGGCGAGCCAAGGCGGAGUGGCUUGAGGAGCUAGCUGUGGCGGAGGCGGCGGCGGAGGCGGCGGGGAAGGAUGGGGAGGAGAAGGAUGGGGAGGAGAAGGAUGGAGAGGGGGAGGAGGAGGAGGCCGCGGUCUUGUUUUCGGAGGCCAACGCCGGUCUCGCGGCUUUGGUUCGCAAGCUGCAGGUUGAGGUGCAGCAGCAGCGGCGGCAGCAGCAGCAACAGCAACAGCAGCAGCAACAGCAGCAGCAGCAACAGCAGCAGCAACAGCAGCUGGGGGCGAGGCGGCGGGAGGCGGCGUUGGCACGUGUGCGGGGCCGGGUGAAGCUGGCGGCGGCGGCGGCGCUGCCGGACGCGAUGGCGGCGGAGCGGCUGGCGUGGUGGCUCGACCGGGGUGGCGAGCUGGUGAGUGGUUGCGGUUUUGGGGGGUUUGUAGAUGCCAGCCAAAACUAAACCGAACCCAAUGUAAAAGAGCAGGGGGGAUUGUAAGGGGGAGGGCGGGGUGUGGGCGGGAAGGGGCGCGACAGGGCAAGGGGCGCGCACUUGUGGGCACACAUACAGUGUUUGGCACGCAUCAUCAGCAUUUGGAAAUAGAAAUAGAAAUAGAGACACCCUGCCGUAGGCAAGUGGUGUGAAUUAAGGGAGUGGGGGGAGAUGAGGAGGUGGGCCAGGCCCGCCUCCUGUACGCCCCCACUACCGAGCAUGUGAAGGCGGGCGUGCAGGCCAGGCCUGCAUCCCGCCAGGAUGUUACGUCCCGCCCGGGUCGCCAGGUGGCAGUCCCCGUUCGAGACGCCGUCUGGUCAAGACAAUGUGGUUGAGGGUGGCGACUGCGUGGUCGUGUAGGGUGUCGCAGCACUGCCUGGCUUUGUGGGAAGUGACGCCCAGGGAGGUGAGGAGGGGAUGGAGGUCCUUGCGGAUUGUGCCUGCAAAUCCGAGGCUGAUUGCGCUCUGCGGGGUGUAUUGCACUUUCCAUCCCGCUUCCCGCAGGUCGGCUGCAAGUGCCUGGUGCUGUUGUGCUUUUUCGUGUUGCUUGGCGGCGUGGUUCGUGUCGGCGGUGUAUCCUGCUUCGAUGAUGUGGAUGGUGUCGCGUUCGCUGGGAAACACGACAAAGUCUGGGUUUAGGGCUGCGGCGAGGGAGAUGGAAGGGAUUAGUAGGAUGUCGGGGCGGUAAUGUAGGUGGCGUCCUGCUGGUUUGCCCUCCUGGUCGGGGAGCAGCCACGGCGGCAGGCGGUUGUCAGCCGCGUAGUCUGGCAGAUCGGCUUUAGACGUGGCGUCCAUUACCAUGUAGCAGCCGCCGCAGUCACCACGGGAGAUGGCUCGUGCGAUGGUCUGGACUGCAAUGUUGUGUCGUUU
This is a messenger RNA of Chlamydomonas reinhardtii, 3202 nucleotides long. RefSeq lists its product as uncharacterized. The coding region runs from base 176 to 2302 and encodes 708 amino acids. Gene Ontology annotation, molecular function: glycerophospholipase activity. Gene Ontology annotation, biological process: sphingolipid catabolic process; ceramide biosynthetic process. The record is from RefSeq and is a predicted model, not a curated record. NCBI's taxonomy places the organism in Eukaryota, Viridiplantae, Chlorophyta, Chlorophyceae, Chlamydomonadales, Chlamydomonadaceae. Gene Ontology annotation, cellular component: endoplasmic reticulum; membrane; cell periphery. The transcript has a single exon.